AGAAAUAAUACUUAUAUAUUUAAACAAAUGCUUUCAGAUAGACUUAAUUUUUUUGCAAAUUUUUAUUUACUCGACCCUGUUCAGAUUAGGUGACGCGUUAGGUUCUCACGCUGGAUAGGAAAAGACCAGACCUCCAUAAAGCCAGAUCAUAGUUUGCUCAGACCAUUGUUGAGCCCGCCAGAGGAAGUAUAAAUAGUGCUGCCAAAACACUAGAACAGCAUCAGUUGAUCACACUCAGUAGUUGCCAGUCAUUAUCACAAUGAAGUACUCCUGCGUUCUGCUCCUUUUGGCCACUGUCGCCUGUUUCCUGGUGAGCCUGUCCAGUGCCAGUACCACAACCACAACUACAGAUGCCACCACGACCACAACGACCACCGCCUCGUCUUCGGACACCACUACCACGACAACUUCGUCCUCGGACACCACGACCACCACUGAAGCGUCCUCUUCCAAGAAGAAGAAACAUGUGAUCCACUAUAAGCGCAAGGUGCACCGCCCCAAGAAGGUCAGGAAGAUCCGGCGCAACCGCAACCGCAGCGGUUAAACUGCUUGAGUAAACCCACCACCUGAUCCAACCCACUUCCCCGAUACCCAAGAUCCCGAUUCCCGAUUCACAAAUAGCUUUAUAAUUUUACCUUAUUUGCAUUAUGGCAUUAAUAAAAUAAUAUAUCAAAAAAUGUUUCUUUUGCUUUGUAUACAUGGAGCAAUUUAACUUUCGAACAUAUUAAAACAAAUUAAAAUU
This is a messenger RNA of Drosophila melanogaster (fruit fly), 742 nucleotides long. RefSeq lists its product as uncharacterized. The record is from RefSeq and is marked reviewed. Lineage: Eukaryota; Metazoa; Arthropoda; Insecta; Diptera; Drosophilidae.